Selaginella moellendorffii is the source of this 2824-nucleotide messenger RNA. Its product is annotated as L-type lectin-domain containing receptor kinase VIII.2. The record is from RefSeq and is a predicted model, not a curated record. Gene Ontology annotation, cellular component: plasma membrane. Gene Ontology annotation, molecular function: protein kinase activity; carbohydrate binding; ATP binding. Gene Ontology annotation, biological process: protein phosphorylation. The transcript is spliced from 2 exons. NCBI's taxonomy places the organism in Eukaryota, Viridiplantae, Streptophyta, Lycopodiopsida, Selaginellales, Selaginellaceae. Bases 490 to 2667 code for a protein of 725 amino acids.
AUACUACUCCACAGUUUCAUUGAAAGACAACCAAAUUCGUUUGUAGCGAUGGUACCAAAAGCGCCUGGGUCACAGCUGGGAUUCCACGAGCCGAAGCUGCCGAGCAGAUUGUGGAGAACGUACUAGCAGAUGAGCGGUGCUGGUUGGUCCUGGUUUCAUCAAUAUUCCGCACCGGCUGUGCUAAUGUCCGUCCAACAACUGUUCCAUUGAUCACUAGAAAACAAUUUCCACCUUCAUUAGCACUCCGUCGUCUUCACCACUCAGCGGACGGCCUCUGGACCAUCGUGAGAGUCUCGCUUCCGCGAAUUUGCUCCCUCCCGGCCCGUCGAUCGCAUGGCUAGGCAACUUGGUGCUCACAGUCUUGGUGUGAAGUGAAAACAGUUGGGGAUCAGUUGAAGGGGGUGAUUUUCCUGGUGAGACUUUCCUUUCCAUCGGAAGAAGAAGGAGAACAAGAAGGAUGAGAAGCUAAAACAGGAUUUUUAUCGAGUCAUGGGACUGCUCUUGCUGCUGCUGCUAUGGCUAUGUGCUGCUCAAGCCCGGGACUCUUCGUCUUUGUUUGUCAAGGUUGCUCACCACCGAAGCCAGAUAAGGAGGAGUUUCAAGUUUCCACCUCGAGCAUUCGGGGAGAGGACGGAGGAUAUCAGGCUCAUUGGGAAUGCGGCAGUGAUGGGGGAUGGAUCGAUAAGAAUUCCAGCUCAGGACGCGCAAGCCAAUCAAGCGGGACGAGCGCUCUUUGCAUCGCCAGUCCGGAUGUGGGAUCCAAACACCAGCAUCCCGGCCUCGUUCGACACUACCUUCUCCUUCGUCAUCCAGAGCUCGUCGUCGUCCACAAGCCAUGAAACUGGUGGAGGCCUGGCUUUUAUCAUAGCUCCGGAUGAACUGACGGUUGGUCGAGACGCUGGCUAUCUGGGAAUGCUCAACGAUGCGUGCGUCCACCACCGGCGAGGCAACAGCAGCGAGGGUAGGCGUCCCGUGAUCGCGGUGGAGUUUGACACUUUCAAAGACGACGAGUUUGGCGAUCCCAAUGACAACCAUGUUGGCCUGAACUUGGGAAGCGUCAUAUCCAACGAGACGGCCGAUCUCUCCAACGCGGGAGUGUUCCUGAGGAACGGCUCGUCUGUGACUGCCAGGAUCAGCUACGACAGCUCCAUCCAGCACCUCCAAGUUCGAGUGAGUUCCACUCCUUCCUCGCGCGACCCCGAGUUUGAUCCGGCCAAGCAAGACAGCUUACUCGACGACGAUCAGGUUCUUCCACUGAUUUCCACGCCGGUCGAUCUCUCCAGCUUUCUCAAGGAGUACAUGUUCGUCGGCUUCACGGCUUCCACCGGUGCCGAGGCUCUCUCCCACAGCAUCCUCUCGUGGACCUUCUCGUGUGCCAGCCACGCCGUCCAGAGGUUCCCGCCGGUGACUCUCAGCAACAGCAAGGAAACCAUCUCCCACCGAGAGGAAUGCGAAGACGCCAUCGUGGAGGACAAGUUCGACCACGCCAGCGGCAGAAAGGGCCAUCCCCCGGCCAUCUUCUUCGUGUUCGUCAGCGUAAGUGCUACCGUCCUCUCGCUGGUUCUCAUCGUGCUCGUUUCUUGGCGAAGGAACAGAGCUCACUCGAGCAAAACCAUUAGUGCUAGUAUUAGUGGCGGUGGUGGUGGCUGUGGUGGUGAUCCAUGGAGCAUGCCAGUCGUGAUGCUCCCAAGGCCGAGGCCGCUCCACAGGCCCCGAGAGUUUGAUCUUCCUGAGCUGGUGGUAGCAACCGGGGACUUCGCCGAGAAGCAGAAGCUCGGGCAGGGGCCGCUCGGAGUAGUUUACAGGGGAAGCUUGCAGGAUGGCAGCUUGGUAGCGAUCAAAGUUCUCAGCAACGUCUGGCCGGUCUCGUCCUCAGGUGUGCUGUGCGUGCCGAGCUUGAACAUGAGCAAGAACAGGAAGCGCAAGCAGCAGCUCAUCUCGGAGAUCCUCCCGGCUUUCAGCAAGCUCAGGCAUCCCCGGUUGGUUCCAGUCCGGGGUUGGUGCGAGUCAGGCCCGGAUCUCAUGGUGGUUUACGAGUACAUGCCCAACGCGAGCCUGGAUAAGUGGCUCCAUCCCGCGGAAGCUCUCCUGGCGCUGCCGUGGAUCCACCGCUGGAAGCUGGCAGGGGACGUAGCCGCGGCCCUCCUCCAUCUCCACAUGUCGAACUUCCUCCACGGCCGCGUCAAGUCGAGCAACGUUCUCAUGGAUAUCACCUUCCAGGCCCGGCUCGGUGACUUUGGCUUGCUCGGCUCGAGCUCCUCGCGAGCUCCAAGCUCUUCGGAUCAUCAUCCUCAGCCAGAGUAUCAUCUUCCUCCGGAGGCGAGCUCCUUCUCGGAUCCGUGGACCCGAGAGAUGGACGUCUAUGGAUUUGGGAUCGUUUGCCUGGAGCUCGUCUCCGGGGGUCCUCCAAGUUCCGAGGAGGGUGAGUCUCUGGUGGAUCGAGCGUGGCUGCUACACGAGCGGGGGUGUGGAAUUGGAGAGCUGGUCGAUCCGAGGCUUGGGGGGAGCUUCGUGUUUGAUCAAGCAAUGACCCUCUAUGGAGUUGGAUUGCUUUGCUCUCAUCCGGAUCCGAGAUCCAGGCCCGCGAUGGAAGGCGUGGCGCGCUUGCUGGAGCGCAGGACGGACGUUCCCCCUAUCCCGGCAAGAACUCCCGCGAGGUGUGAUUAACGUGAUUAAUGUGUAAAGGUUGCCAUGCAACUCUGCAAGGAGACGCAUUUCUUUUCUGAUCCAUUGUGGGAAAGGAAACAAAAACCGUUAAUGGAUAGUGUUUUCUUCCUACUAAAGUAACGUGUAAGAUAAAAGGUGUUCUAGGGCACAUUUCUUU